Chroicocephalus ridibundus (black-headed gull) is the source of this 1878-nucleotide messenger RNA. It is a transcript of the gene RUMY1, whose product is annotated as family with sequence similarity 72 member A. Gene Ontology annotation, cellular component: cytosol. The transcript has 4 exons. Lineage: Eukaryota; Metazoa; Chordata; Aves; Charadriiformes; Laridae. Bases 99 to 548 code for a protein of 149 amino acids. The record is from RefSeq and is a predicted model, not a curated record.
AAUUCGAACUGACAGGAGGGAGCGUGGCCGUUGGCGGCGGCCGGGACCGGAGGGGACGGGAGCGGCGGCGGGGCCCGGCCCGGCGGAGGCCGCCCGCCAUGUCGGCUAGCGGCUGCACCUUCGAGGACCGGUGCGUGGCUGUGCUGUGCUGCCGCUUCUGCCAGCAGGUGCUGAGCUGGCGGGGGAUGAAGGCCGCGCUGCUGGCGGACACUGACACCGACCUCUACUCCACCGACAUCCCGCCCUCGGGUACCGUUGACUUCACUGGAAGCUGCUAUUUUACUGAGAUCUGCAAAUGCAAACUGAAGAACAUCGCCUGUUUAAAGUGCGGUAACAUUGUCGGUUAUCAUGUGAUUUCUCCCUGCAAACCUUGCCUGCUGUCCUGUAAUAAUGGCCACUUCUGGAUGUUUCAUAGCCAAGCAGUCUUUGGCAUCAACAGACUAGACUCUUCUGGUGUGAAUGUAUUGCUCUGGGGCAACUUGCCAGAUUUGGAGGAAAGCACAGAUGAAGAUAUGUCCUGCAUCUCUGAGGAGGAGUAUAUCAGAUAAAUGUUAUCUACAAUAUACCACAGUAUCUUCCAUAGAUUUGUUGCAUUGCUGUUUGGUUUGGAUUAUUUUUUUUCCUGCUGGCCCGUCAGAGCUCAAACAAUACAGGAAACCAGGAAAUCUGGAAAGCAAUCCUAGAAAAGGAAGGUAUCAUCUUCGUCUUUCACCGUAGCCUUCCUUAGACUCCUGAAUCUGCCUAGCGUGUAUGUUCUGACUAGAGACACGCCUUGGUUAGAUCUGGAAAUGCAGAUGGAAGGUGCAUUUACUGACGUCUAGGUCUCUCUUGCUUUUUUACGUCUAAGUCUCAACAGUUGUUAAUCCUUCUUAACUGUAUUUUUUCUUCUUUCCUAAAACAGUAUUCACAGAGCAAAGUCUUUCAGCUGCUGUAAGUACAGCUUAAAAAUCUUAAGAAAUAGUCAGUUAAUGAAGUUCUGAAAGAGCUCUGCUUUUGUGGUCAGACAGAGCAUUGCCCAGAGCUUCUGUUCUGAGUAUACCAAGUUGCUGAAUAAGUGGCUUAAAGUAUUGGAGCUUUGGGUCUAUCAUCUGGCUUCUGCUUUUAGCAGCUUGUUCUGAGCAUCUGAGGCAUGCUAGGACGCUCCUGAAUGUGGACUGGGCAGCUAUCGUACAGAGUCUUCCCAGCUUCAUCCUGCAGUACUUUCGGGAUCAUGUUUCUGUAGAGACCAAGUUGAUCGUCCCACCCCCAGUGAAACCUAAAUACUGGAGUUACUUAAUGUCUAGUAGAACUUCAAGACUACACUGGAGUUUUUCUUAAAGUCAACAAUAAAAUCCAUCCAGUUUUAUGUCGGUCUUUGGUUUUAUCCCCUUAUAGGGUAGGCAUCUCUCCAAAACAGAACUCAAUCAUCCAAUUGGGUCUUUUCAGAGAAAGAAAAAAAGAGAUCAGGUUAAACAUUUGGUGAUCACACCUAACCUUACAUCCUGAAGCAUACAGACAAUCUGGUUCCUUUAAGAAGUAAUGGAUUCAAAGCUUAUUGUCUGAGUUGGUACAGCUAUAGUAUUUAACUUAUGAACUAAAUACUGUCCCCUUCAGCUAGUCACCUGAAGGAUCACCUUUAGAAAAUUCAAGGUACAAUCAUAUAAGAGAACAGAGUACACUUUUAAAUUCGGAUUGAUGCUGAAUAAAUCAUUCUGUAGUCUCUUGGAAGAGGUGCAAUGAAGGUAGAUCUGAAUUGUCUUAGUAUUUUUGCUGUAUGUUAUAUAUUUCUUAACUAAUUGUACUACCUCUUCUGCAUUGUUUAAAUGUAUAUUGGAAUAUAUAUGUGUGUGUGUAUGUGUAUGUCUUGUUUGGACUUCCUGUGUUAUGUCUGCUCAUUAA